GUGCCGAGCGGUUGAAUUUUUUUGUGAAUUUUUCUUUCGGUUUUUCGCCUUUUUGUUGAGUGUGGCAACAUUUUGCGUUUGUUGUGAUCGCGAAAUAGAAAAAUCAACCAGAAAAAAAACAACAAAAUAAAAGCCGGCCGGAAUAAGGAAGGCAGAUGGCCGUAAACACUCACAAGAUUCGCAACAGAGUGCAUUGCCUAUAAAGAGAGUUGCCUACUUUGGGGCUCUUGCAAUGGGUGGUUUGUCAGCUUCAGUUACGGAACCAGACAUGGAAUCGUCGCGUGCACAGGACGCGCCCCAGCCGCAGGAUAAUCUGCGCAUAUUUUUAAAGCAUUUGUAUGCCGAGUGCGUGUACAGAUACCAGAAUGACACAUACGACGACCCAUCGACAGAAUCAGCAACAGACUACGAGUCAGAUUUUCCGGAGAACUUCAGUCCUGUGCCGCGAUAUCUGGAAAAUGCUGCUUUAAACGAAGGUUCGAUUGACAUGCGGAACGUGGACGAAAAGAAGGCGGAAAGGGAGGAGCUGUUCGCCACCAUUCUCACGGCCACGAUGGCCACAAAUCAGAAUCAGGACGACCCAGCUGGCCAACGGAGUCCGGGGAGCAACAGCAGCAGUAGCAGACGCCUCUUCUGCCCCUUGGACUUUGACGGAUACCUCUGUUGGCCGAGAACUCCGGCCGGCACUGUGCUAAGUCAAUAUUGUCCCGAUUUCGUUGAGGGCUUUAACAGCAAAUUUCUGGCCCACAAGACCUGCCAAGAGAACGGCUCGUGGUACCGACAUCCGGAGACCAAUAAGACCUGGUCCAAUUACACCAACUGUGUCGACUACGUAGACUUCGAGUUUCGCCAGUUCAUCAACGAGCUGUACGUGAAGGGAUACGCCCUCUCCCUGCUGGCCCUGCUCAUAUCGAUUAUUAUUUUCCUGGGCUUCAAAUCCCUGCGCUGUACACGCAUUCGGAUACAUGUGCAUUUGUUUGCAUCGCUGGCCUGCACCUGUGUGGCCUGGAUUCUUUGGUACCGCCUCGUGGUGGAGCAACCUGAAAUCACAGCCGAGAAUCCGCUCUGGUGCAUCGUAUUGCAUCUGGUUGUGCACUAUUUCAUGCUGGUCAACUACUUCUGGAUGUUCUGCGAAGGCCUCCACCUGCACUUGGUGCUGGUUGUGGUCUUUGUCAAGGACACGAUUGUGAUGCGCUGGUUUAUCAUCAUCAGUUGGCUAUCGCCAGUUCACAUUGCCGUCGUCUACGGCCUGGCCAGGCACUUUAGCAGCCCAGACAAUGAACACUGCUGGAUCAAUGACAGUCUGUAUCUGUGGAUUUUCUCAGUGCCCAUAACUCUUUCCCUCUUGGCUAGUUUCAUUUUUCUCAUCAAUGUCCUGCGGGUAAUUGUGCGAAAACUUCACCCCCAGUCAGCCCAGCCGGCUCCCUUGGCCAUCCGGAAAGCGGUAAGGGCCACCAUUAUCCUGGUACCUCUGUUCGGACUGCAGCACUUCCUUCUACCAUAUCGUCCGGAUGCUGGAACCCAGCUGGAUCGCUUCUAUCAACUGCUCUCUGUGGUUCUGGUCAGUCUUCAGGGAUUCGUGGUUUCCUUCCUGUUUUGCUUUGCCAACCACGACGUCCUGUUCGCUGUAAGGACACUGCUAAACAAGUUGCUGCCCAGCUUGGUGUCUCCACCUCCGGCCGGGAGUAAUACUGGACAGAUGGCGACAACCACACCCAGCCGGGAACUGGGCGUUUAGAGUAUACCACCCGAAAAUAGAGCGAAAUCUGCAUCGCAUUGAAGAGCAGAGGUUUUGAAAACCUUGCCACAAGUACACUAAAAAAUAUACAAAAGUUUUCCAUAAAUACACCAACAGUAUUCCAACAGUGCCACAAACCAGAAUAAUUACAGCCUACACAGUACAACAACUACACACCUACUAACUGAUGAAACUCCAAUUAGUUGGGAAUCACAA
Molecule: messenger RNA, 1954 nt
Organism: Drosophila bipectinata
Lineage: Eukaryota; Metazoa; Arthropoda; Insecta; Diptera; Drosophilidae
Gene: hec
Product: calcitonin receptor hector
Biological process (GO): adenylate cyclase-modulating G protein-coupled receptor signaling pathway; cell surface receptor signaling pathway
Cellular component (GO): plasma membrane
Molecular function (GO): calcitonin receptor activity
Source: RefSeq, a predicted model, not a curated record